CGGAUGGAUGUGACGUAGGAAACAGCCAUUUUCAUUUUCGACUUCAGCUGUGGAAUACCGUGAGAAAUGGUCUGCUGUAAAGUUGUCGUUCCGACAAGUGUUUCUUUAGCGUUCGACAGUGAUUAUUGCAUUGUCAGCGGUUGUGACUGUGGCAUGAUUAUCGCUGAGCUCGGUAUUCGCACGGAUCCUCGAAUUCAGGGGGAGACCGCCCGUGGUAAGCCUUACCUCUGUUCCAUCGGCAAGCCCGUGAAGUUCGAACCAUGGUCCAAGUGGCGGUCCAUGUGUAGGAACCAUGUCGCCCUUCUCACAGGCGAAUGGUGAUUGCGUAGCAGCCACUGGAAACACCGGACAGAUUCUCGCUGAGCCAAAAUUUUGAGUGACGCAGCUGACUCAUCGCGUGCCGUCAUUCCGUGCUAUGAGCCAGCCAUGCCAAAAACGAGACAUUGGCACGUGUGACCUGGUCGCCGCGAAGAAUGCCGUAAAGAAUGGCUUCUUGAAGCCUUUCAAGCGCGGCUACAGCUGUCCUGUUGUGGCCUGCAGAAACCCUACGCAAGAAUUGCUGACCGGACGCUCAGCAAAAACGCGCGAAGAUUGUAGUCGCAAGCGAUCUGCCACCGACCGUAGUGGAACGGCGCAAGGACCGACAAUGUGCAUCGAUAAGCCCCACGACCAACCCCGGGUCGCCUCUAGCCCCGAAAGUGUUGCGAACAACGCCGCGAUGCCGUCCAAACAGAACCACCACCACCGGCGUCGGCGGCGACGCGCAAAGCCUGUGCGCGCGUCGUCGACAGCCGACGGCUCCGGUGCGGCAAUGGCCGUGCCGCCAAGCGCUGCUGGCAUUUGCAUUGCGAGGUCCCCCACCAAGCAAGACAUAAUAUUUCGCGUCGAAACGGCGUCGUCACGUCCAAGCAAAGUGGACCGAAAGAAAAAGCAGGUCAACGAGGCGCCUACUGCGCCGAAGGUGUCGUCUUCGCCGCCGUACGUCAAUUCCGCCAUCGCGUUCAUUUUGGGAGGCAACGAAGACCUCAGCGAAACUGACAGCGAUUGGGAUGAAGUGGACGACGGUGCCGGAGGAACGAGCGACUUUUCCUUGGACGUCUUGGUGAUGCCGCUGCUGAACAGUUUUCUUUCGGUGUCGGUGCUCUCCGACGCGUGUCCCAGUUUGCAGCGCCGUAACGGGGAUCAAGUGGACGGUCGCCAGCCCGUGUCUCCGCUGGUGCAGGACGCCAACGAAAAGUGGAAUCGAACGUAUUACGGGGAAGACGUCGACAGGCCGCCACGCGCAGCAAAGGUCAACUUCCCUAUGGGUGACAGGCUCAUCGAGGUGCACAAUGCGGAUGACUUGGAGCGCAAGGGGCCUUGGGAACAAAUUGCCUUGGACCGCCGUCGCUUCCAGUCCCGGGUAGCCUCCGUGGAAAGCGUGCUGGCUCCUGUGCUCUCUCCCGACCAUCGACAGAAGGUCUACCAGAAGAUCUACACAUCAGCCGCAAAGUGAACUGCUGCUUGCUGCAAUCUGUGCAUUCUUUGCAAGGAUACAAAAAUUUACUUGAGUGCUGCAAGCUCAGCAGACUGUGUCAGCACCAUUGACCGAGAGGAACUCGGUAAACUUCCAUGCAAGCUGACUGAACUUUUUCUGCUGGUUGCAGGGUUUUCUGUUGUUUAAUUGUGCAGCUGUGGGAGCAGCUUUCAUUUAUAAUGCCUAGUCCUCCAGCUUGAGUGCUAUCUUGAAUAGUAAUUUGCCCUUCAUGUUGUUCCAAGUGUCCUACAAACUGAACUGUGCAUUGAGUUUAUUGCUUAUGCCGUAAUAUUGACCGGGGGAUGGUCCGUUCUAGCACCAUAACUCAAUUGUACAGUUUUCAUUUUGUGGUUUCUGUGAUGUUGGAUCAGCUCGCUGCUCUGGUGGAACGGCACACUACUGCCAAGAUCUUCCGUAGGCCCAGCAUCCUCUGCUAAAAGUUCAUAUGCCACGGUUAGGGCAGCUGUGUAGGUAUUGCAAGGCAGGAGGUGAGGUAGCCUGCAGGGUCUGCAACAAUGCAAAUUUGAGUGUUUUAAUGUAUAUGACUACUCUCGCAGUGCUCGGUAAAUUGAACCACUGGACGAACAAAGAACAGAUAAGCUAGACUUCGCACAUUAGAAUUAAGGUUAUCCAAAUAUUCGAAGAAAGAGACAGUAUCUUCAGCUUACCAGUAAAUUUUCUUUCGCAAUGCAUUCCACAGCAUGCUCAAGUCUGUACAAUGCUAGAUAAAAUGUAUAUUUUCACUAAACUUGAGAAAAUAAUAUAUUCCCAGGAAAUGUGCACAUGUGUAAAGAACAGAAUUCCCUGUAAAAAGAAAUCCCAAUAUAUGCUGCAGCGACGUUUCGUUCAUGUAUGACAAUGCACUGAAAAGUGCUGUGAUGUGCUCCAUGCUUAUGCUGUUGUCCCUUGUGCUGUUUUUCUGAUGUUUAAAGGAUAUUAAAAAUGUAAAUUUUGUUUU
Dermacentor silvarum is the source of this 2474-nucleotide messenger RNA. RefSeq lists its product as uncharacterized. The record is from RefSeq and is a predicted model, not a curated record. Gene Ontology annotation, biological process: response to endoplasmic reticulum stress. NCBI's taxonomy places the organism in Eukaryota, Metazoa, Arthropoda, Arachnida, Ixodida, Ixodidae. Gene Ontology annotation, cellular component: endoplasmic reticulum; protein phosphatase type 1 complex. Gene Ontology annotation, molecular function: protein phosphatase regulator activity. The coding region runs from base 416 to 1495 and encodes 359 amino acids. The transcript has 2 exons.